UACCUGCCGAUGGGUGUAGCCUGAAUGUCCAUAUUCCGACAUACAAGGAGCUUACAUGCGGAUUCUGCGUGUUGGGAACCGAGUACCCCGCUUCAUUGAAAGCGAAGAAAGCCUGCCGAUCAGCAUCGGCAUCCAGGGACAGCAGCUGGCAAAGGAGUCCUGAGUGAGAGAGACUGCGUCUGCGCGUCUGCACGUCUGCGCAUCUGCGCCCGGACAAAUACAGUUUAUAUAUUUGAAUAUCAACUUCAUAUUUAGUGGUUUCCUAAUUUUCUGGAAUUAUAACAAUACUUAACCCUCAAACCUUGAAAAUGGGGCCCCUAUUCAAAGACACAUCAGGCUUCAUGGUUUUCCCUGCUGUGGCGUUGCUGGUCUUGGGCUCUCCUCAUCGCACCUCUUCAGAAUCCCAUUCACUGUCACUCAUGGCGACAUUCAUCUAUGGAGAGACCCCAUUCCCAGAGCUUACACUGGCAGUGACAGUAAACAAUGUCCCAGUUGAGUACUACGACAACAAUAUUAAGAAAGUUGUUUCACGGAGACACUGGAGGGCCAACAACUCUGUUGAGGAUACUAACGGCCUAUAUUUUGUGGUGGAAAAUGUGCACAGAAGUAUGAAAAGUCAGACUCAUAGUCUGAGGAAGCGCUUCAAUCAUACCAACGGGAUUUGUAUUUCUCAGAAAUUCGCUGCAUGUACCUUGGAAGGUGACAGCCUGAGCCAGUUCUUCCUCCGAGAUGCUUAUGAGGGCGAGGAGACGAGGACCUAUGACAUCCUGGAGCAAAGAUACAAUCCACGUGUGCCAGAGUUGAUCUGGACCAAGUUAAAAAUGGAAGCUAAAAAGCUGACUUACAUAAAUGUAUACCAGCCUCUUUGUCUUAAAUUGUUAAGGCAAUACCUCCAGCAGGACAAGAAUGUGUUAAUGAGAAGAGAGCGACCCAGGAUCAGGGUGAUCCAGAAGAGCGAUCCAGGCACUGGAGGAGCACAGGUGUGCUGCUUGGCCACUGGCUUCUUUCCCCGGCACAUCAACAUGACCCUGCUGAGAGAUGGCCAGCCCCUCCCAGAGCAGGAUCUGACAGGCGGGGAAGUGCUGCCCAAUGGAGACGGAACAUUCCAGAUGAGGAAGAGCCUCAGUGUCAGUGAGCAGCAGUUGAAGGAGAAGCACCUGUACAUCUGUACAGUCACACAUCUGGACAGGAGGGAAAACUUUGGAUUGGCAGAACCAGAAGAUCAUCCAGAUAUUAUCCUCAUCACUGUCCUCGUAGUGACUGUCCUUGCAGUGAUUGUUCUGGUUGUAGCCAUCAUACUUUAUAGGAGAAGACACAAUGGUGCACCGGAUCCAUGUCAAACCUCUGCUACUGUAAGAUACACUGCAGCCCACAAAACUGAGCAGAGUGACUCCACAUCCAUCUCCUCCAGCUCAUAACACAUUCCCUGCACAUCGGGUUCAUUGCUGGUCAAGCCUGGAAAUUCUGUGAAGAGGAGCUUCAAUCUGGACAGUAUCCUAAUCAAGCCAGCAGCCUGUGUGGCCCAGGCCUUGUAAGCAUCGCACUUUAACAGGAACGUGACCGACAGCCCUUGCUGAGUGGAUGUGUAUCAUUCUGUAACAUACAGAAUGCCAAAGCUCGCCUCCACAUUUUUUCAUGUAUCAUAUAGCAUAACUCCGGGGAGGAAACCUGUUACAGAAAUGAAGUAGCUUGAUGGUGCCUGUGAAUAAAUCUGUUCUUCAUCCACCUAAGCCUGAAUUCUGCUUUUAGCGAAUACAGCUGCAUUCCAUAAAACGUGUUUCAGUCUCACUGUUUCACAAAAGAGCCGUUUGACUGGUCACUACAUAUGAGUGGCUGAAGCUCAGCACAUUUCUAUUAAUAUGCUAAUUAAAUGUGUGACAAAACAGAGUCUCCUUUUUGUUCUCACACCAUGCUUAUUCAAUAUUGUAUGCCUCACCACUGUUAAGUUAAAGUUGGAAUUAUAUUUUGUGGAACUGGUUUCCUUGGAGUUACAAAAAAAAAUCAUCUUUUUAUGACAAUUUAGCAGAAACCUAAUUUCCAAGACUAUCAAAUCAAAUGAUCUUAUGUUGUAUUUUUGUAGCACAAAAUUUCAAAUUUACGUUCAUCAUGACAUCCAGAUAAAAUAAUUUUAACCAACAAAUAUGAAGCACAUUAGCAGUUCAUUAAAAGAAGCAGAAGUAUGUUCAACAAUCUCACACUAUUACAACUUCAUGAUUUAAACGUUGCAGAUAUCUAUUGACCUUACCAUAUGUCCUGUAUUGAGGUUGUGAGGGAGACACAUUGGCAGCCAAUGGUAUUUCUAAUGAUUGACACAACAUGCAGGACAUUAGUAGCAGGGAAGAGUGAUUUUUUUUUUGAUCCAAGUAAUUCUAUUCUCCAAAAAGUCACUGAUAUUUUGUUGAAUAGCUAGGACAACAUAAUUUCAGUUCCCAAACCUCUUCUCAGGGGAACCACAGCCAUUCCGUUAUUUUGUCAAAUUUUACUCCCCAGAUGUUGCAGCUGCAGACGAAAUGGAUGUUUCUGUGUUCUAUAAUACAGGAAGUUAUGAGAUAAAAAUGCUUCUUCAAUAAAUCAAACAAUAUUUAUGGUGACAAGAAUCAUGGGAUGAAGACGGUGCUGAGAAUGACUUGAAUUUUACAUUCAAUGACACAGAAAAGUGAACUUUUAUCUGCUUCCGAGCGUGAUUGGACAACCUGCUAACGCAGUCAUGCAGCAACUUGAAGACCAUGCUGUUGCCUCCACUCCUGCUUUCGCACAUGCAUAACUGUCCCCGCUAGGGUUGCAAUAGUAUGAGAUUACGGUGUGAUAACUUUCUCAGGAAAUAUCAGUUUCACGAUAUCAUGAAAAUGGUAUUUCACAAUUAUUAGUUGUCCAAAGCAUGUAAUACUAUGGACCACUAUUGUUUUUGUUAGGAUUUUUCUCUUUUAUUAUUCUUUUCCUUUCCCAAAAUUGAAAUGGGCAGCCUAAACUGUAAACCUAGACCUACCAAAUCUGAUGAGGUGUUGAUUCCUGCCCACUAUUCAGACAAUUCUACCCAACCUUGACAGUCAAUGGCACAGUAUUUUACGUUCUGCCCUUUAUUUCCUGACCCGUUAGGCCUAGACUUACACUAUUUAUCUUCACUAAUUAUUAUAAUAACUAAAAUUGUCCUGCCCCGAUCAUCCAUUCCUUCCGUGUGCCAUGCCCCCUCGUUAACCCCGCGUGGAUUCCCCGUGUUCACCAGCUGUUUCCUGCUGCCGUCCUUAGUCCAAUGUAUUUAAUCCGUGUUUCAGUUUGUUUCCCCAGUCUGGUUACUGUAUUGUCAGUCUACGUUUGCUUCACCUUUCAUUAAAAACCCCGUUUCCUCGA
Molecule: messenger RNA, 3348 nt
Organism: Brienomyrus brachyistius
Lineage: Eukaryota; Metazoa; Chordata; Actinopteri; Osteoglossiformes; Mormyridae
Product: major histocompatibility complex class I-related gene protein-like
Exons: 9
Coding region: 309-1418 (369 amino acids)
Biological process (GO): immune response
Cellular component (GO): external side of plasma membrane
Source: RefSeq, a predicted model, not a curated record